Messenger RNA from Neohortaea acidophila, 1359 nucleotides. RefSeq names its product phosphoribosyltransferase-like protein. Gene Ontology annotation, biological process: 5-phosphoribose 1-diphosphate biosynthetic process; purine nucleotide biosynthetic process. Gene Ontology annotation, molecular function: ribose phosphate diphosphokinase activity; magnesium ion binding. Gene Ontology annotation, cellular component: ribose phosphate diphosphokinase complex; cytoplasm. The transcript has 2 exons. The record is from RefSeq and is a predicted model, not a curated record. Lineage: Eukaryota; Fungi; Ascomycota; Dothideomycetes; Mycosphaerellales; Teratosphaeriaceae. Bases 1 to 1359 code for a protein of 452 amino acids.
AUGGUGCGCAACAUCGUCGUUUUCUCCGGCUCCUCCCACCCUGGCCUCACCGAAACAAUCUGCACACACCUCGGUAUUCCGCCGGCACGGAUACAUCUCUCCAAAUUCAGCGUCGGGGAGACUCGGGUGGAGAUCGGCGAGAGCGUGCGGGAGAAAGAUGUCUUUAUCGUGCAGAGUGGGGGAGGAAUGGUGAACGACCACCUGAUGGAGCUUCUCAUCACCAUCCAGGCGUGCAAGACGGCUAGCGCCAGGAGGGUCACUGCAAUUCUCCCCCUCUUCCCCUACAGCAGACAACCUGACCUGCCCUACAACAAGGUCGGAGCCCCACUCGCACGUAUGCCUGCAAAGAUCGCAGUGAACGGCGAGAACUACACCUUUGACACCGUGCCCGGCACGCCCACUCCUGCUUCCGACUCUCCCGGAAAUGCCAACCAGAACAGCAAUACCCCGCAGCAUCUGCACAAGAAGCUGAAUGGCCUCAGCCCGUCAAAAGGGAACAAUGGAGAGCCGAAGACGCCGCGGCGGAAAGACACGCUGGAUAGUGUCCAGUCUGACGUCUCAGCCACGACCAUGACCGGCGGCGCCUACUUUGACGAACACGAGCAAAACUCCGGGCGCACCCAUACGAGCAACGGCGCGGCAUUGCACAACUCCAACCCCCCCGACUUCAAACCACAGCGCGGAUACCGCCAAUGGGUGGCUCAGGCGGGCACACUUGUCGCCGAUCUCCUGACAUGCGCCGGCGCGGACCAUGUUAUCACCAUGGACCUCCACGAUCCGCAGUACCAGGGCUUCUUCGACAUUCCCGUUGACAACCUCUACGGCCGACACCUGCUGCGCAAGUACAUCCAGCACCAAAUUCUGCCGGCGCACGGGGGUAUUGAGGGAUGCGUGAUUGUGAGUCCAGAUGCUGGUGGAGCGAAGCGUGCGACGAACAUUGCGGAUUCUCUCGGCAUGGACUUCGCGCUCAUCCACAAGGAACGCCGCCCUACUCAACUCUCCGACCGACAAAACGCAUCUCUCCUUCUCGUGGGCCACGUGAACAAUCGGUGUGCGGUUCUGAUCGAUGACUUGGCCGACACAUCCAACACCAUCACGCGAGCGGCCAAACUUCUGAAGAGAAGUGGUGCAAGCUGUGUAUACGCUCUCGUCACCCAUGGCGUCUUCUCUGGCGAUGCUAUCGAUCGCAUCAAUGCCUCUCACUUGGACAAGGUGGUUGUGACGAACAGCGUGCCACAAGACCAACACCUUGCCCGUUGCGAGAAGUUGGAGGUGCUGGAGGUGGGCAAUGUCUUCGCGGAGGCGAUUCGACGGGUUCAUCACGGUGAAAGUAUCAGCGUGUUGUUCCAGUACGAUUGA